This is a messenger RNA of Aedes aegypti (yellow fever mosquito), 1659 nucleotides long. RefSeq lists its product as uncharacterized. Lineage: Eukaryota; Metazoa; Arthropoda; Insecta; Diptera; Culicidae. The record is from RefSeq and is a predicted model, not a curated record. The transcript has 2 exons. The coding region runs from base 157 to 1614 and encodes 485 amino acids.
AAGAUGGGACAGUUGCCAAAAGGAGGCUAGUGCGUGUCGUGGCCUCAGUCUCAGAAGAAGAUAUAAAGGCCCUUGCUCCGAUGACCCGUCGUUUCAGUCGUCUGACGGUUCGAUUAAGUGUGGUUUCGAAGGUCAAAUUGACCUGAUUUGAUUGCAAUGGUUCGGGUAGUGCCAAUUGUGGUUCUCGCUUUAAGUGCAAUCUGCGGAGUUCGAUGUGAAUUUGGAUUAGAUGUUUCGGCUCCAACUGUUACUGGUGCAAUUGCGACUGCAAUCGGAAGUGGAAUAAGUUCCGUUGUGAGGGCUAACGCCUCUAUCAAAGUUGAACCCGGUGCCGAUAGUAGUGGUACAAUUAAUACGCUAAUUGUGAUUUCAAAUAAUGUGACCACCCCUAUGAACAGAUUGCUGGGUAGUAUUCUGGCCGGAGCGAGCAACAGAAAUGCAAACAUUCAAGAACUGUUCAACAACUUUUCCGUUCUGAUCAAGAAUACUUCAAGUGCGAUAGUUGCAGCAAACAUGACUGCACAAAAUUUGAAAACUGUGACAAAAUCCUACUUGUACGAACAAAUGAUUGGUAACUUGACCGCGUUGAACAAUACACUGAAGAAUUUAUCGAGUGGUCUGGAUAUGAUUCAAUCGCAAGUUCAGAUGGCAGCAAGUGCACAGUAUCCACCUACCAUUCUCAAUAUAACAACGUAUUUUAACAAAACUGUGUUGGCAAAUCUAACAACACCAUUGAGAACUGUUAGGACUUACCUCACCGCAAUUGGUUCUACCAUCACAACAAUUGCUACGGAACGUAGUCAGGCCAUCGGUUAUCAAACCCAGUUCAACGAAACCAUUAGCACAGGAAUCCGGAACAUCGCAAACGCAGAAGCCAACUUCAACCGCACUGUCAUAGAGGUCUACCAAAAAAUCACUCAACAGCAGACCAAUACCUUCAAAGCAAUCAACCAGACUUACGCAUCUGUGUUGAACCGAGCUGAUUCCUACGGGAUCGAUAUACGCAACUUGACUCAGUUCUUAUCAGACAUGGUAUCGGCGAAUGCAAGCUUUACUCAGUUUGUCGAGCUAAGCACCAACUACAGCACGGAGCAGGUCGCCAAAGCUCUCCAGGAACAAACCAACACAGUAACGGAUACUCUGCUCAGCGUCAUCAACUAUGUAACUAACCAGUCCGUCACGAACUCCAGCAGCAAUACGGCAUCCUGUACUCAGAAAGCCGUACAGCAAUUGCAGCAGAAUCCGGUGGCCAUAAACCGACUGGCUAGCUGUAUGCAGUCGGAAGCGAACAGCUUCCGUACGACAACCCAGUUUGUGCAGGUGCAAAUGGAUGCCGUCAAGAAUGCCGCCGCUUCGCUGGCCGUUCAAAUGUCCAGAAUCUGCCAGCGGGAUACUGGACCGUGUACCGUUUACUUCUUUGCAGCAUUUCCGGAUCACUCGCAGCGGGUUCAGAACAAAAUUUCGGUCGUGGCUGGAGGAGUUAGCAAUGAUGAGCAAAUAGUGACCGGACGGAUCGUCGACUGUAUCAACGGAGUCAGUAGUGAUAUUAUGGCCAAUGCGCAGAAUAUACGGAGCAAGUUUAUAACGUGUUUGAGCAGUGGGAUGCGUAAAUAAGAUAAAGUUUGAUAUGUAGAUUAAACGAUGCUUUCAAUUCUAUUA